This is a messenger RNA of Globicephala melas (long-finned pilot whale), 2861 nucleotides long. Its product is annotated as zinc finger protein 665-like. The record is from RefSeq and is a predicted model, not a curated record. Gene Ontology annotation, molecular function: RNA polymerase II cis-regulatory region sequence-specific DNA binding; DNA-binding transcription factor activity. Lineage: Eukaryota; Metazoa; Chordata; Mammalia; Artiodactyla; Delphinidae. Gene Ontology annotation, biological process: regulation of transcription by RNA polymerase II.
CGCAAUGUUCUACGGACGCGGAAGCGGAGAGACCAACCUGGGUCACCACGGAGAGCUGAAGUCACUCUUCGGUCAACCUCUAAAGACUCACAUUGCCUGAGGAAGAAGCCCAGAAGAGGAGGAAGAGGAAAGAAAAGGAGUCAGAAAUGGCUCUUUCUCAGGAACAGUUGACCUUCAAGGAUGUGGCCAUUGAAUUCUCUCAGGAGGAGUGGGAAUGCCUGGACCCUGCUCAGAGGGCCUUGUACAGGGACGUGAUGUUGGAGACCUACAGGAACCUGGUCUCCCUGGAUAUCUGUCAUAUAUAUGUAAUGAAGAAAUUACAACCUAAAGUGAACAGUGAUGGAGGAGAAGUAUUCCAAACAGUGAUGUUGGAAACAUGUGAAAGCCGUGAAAUAAGAGAUUUUUACUUCAAGGAAAUCCAGGAAAAUAUGCAUGUCUUUGAGUAUCAGUGGAGAGAUGAUGAAAGAAAUUGCAAAGGAAUGCCUAUAACCUGUAAAGAAAAUCUCACUUAUAAAAGAAAUCAACAUUGGAAAAGGGAUGCAGGAAACAAGCCUGUUGAAAAUAGGCUUGGAUCAAGCUUUCGAGAUAAACUGCUGAUAUAUCAAACUGAAGGGAAAAUUUAUGAAUGUAAUCAAUCUGUGAAGUCUACCAACAGUAGAGGCUUAUUUUCAAUACUUGAAAGAAUUACUCCUAGUGUCCAGGCCAACAUUUCUAAUAUAUAUGGGAAUGAUCUUAUCCAUCUUUCAGGACUGGCACAGGAACAGAAAGCAUACAAGGGAAAACCUUACAAAUGUCGUCAGUUUGGCAAAAUGUUUCGUCGGGGCUCAUACCUCACUAGACAUCAGAUAAUCCACACAGGAAAGAAAUCAUACAGAUGUGAUGUAUGUGGCAAAGUCUUUCGUCGAAGUUCACACCUUGCAAGUCAUCGGACAAUUCAUACUGGAGAGAAACCUUACAAAUGUAAUGAGUGUGGCAAGCUCUUUAGUCAAAAAGCACACCUUGGAAGUCAUCAGCGAAUUCAUAGUGGAGAGAAACCUUACACAUGUAAUGAGUGUGGCAGAGCCUUUACUCUUCGCUCAAAUCUCAUCAGACAUCAGAAAAUUCAUACAGGAAAGAAAUUAUAUAGAUGUGAUAUAUGUGACAAAGUCUUUAGUCGAAAUUCACACUUUGCAAAUCAUCAGAGACGUCAUACUGAAGAGAAACCUUACAAAUGCAGUGAGUGUGGCAAGGUCUUUACUCAAAAUUCACAUCUUACAAGACAUCAGAGAAUUCAUAGUGGAGAGAAACCUUACACAUGUAGUGAGUGUGGCAAAACCUUUAAUUUUCACUCAAACCUCAUUAAACAUCAGAAAAUUCAUAUAGGAAAGAAAUUAUAUAAAUGUGAUGUAUGUGGCAAAGUCUUUAUUAGAAAUUCACACUUUGCACGUCAUCAGACAAUUCAUACUGGAGAGAAACCUUACAAAUGCAAUGAGUGUGGCAAGGUCUUUAGUCAAAAUUCACAUCUUACAAGACAUCAGAGAAUUCAUAGUGGAGAGAAACCUUACACAUGUAAUGAGUGUGGUAAAGCUUUUAGCCAAAGUUCAAGCCUGGUUGACCAUCAGAAAAGUCAUUCUGGAGAGAAACCAUAUAAGUGUUUUGAAUGUGGCAAGGCCUUUAAGCAAUGGUAUUACAUCAAGAUUCACCGAAGAAUUCACACUGGAGAGAAACCGUACAAAUGUGACGUGUGUGGCAAAGCCUAUAUCGCUCUUUCAAGCCUAACUAAUCAUCAGGUAAUCCAUACUGGAGAGAGACCUUACCAAUGUAAUGAAUGUGGGAAGUCAUUUAGGCAACAGUCUGAAAUCAGGAUUCACCAAAGAAUUCACGAUGCAGAGAACCCUUUCAAGUGUAAUGAACGUGGCAAAGCCUUUACUCAGCGUUCAACUCUCACUACACAUCAGAUAAUCCAUAAAAGAGAGAAACCAUGUAAGUGUGAUGUAUGUGGAAAGGUCUUUAGUCAAAAAUCACACUUUAAAAUCCAUCAGAGAAUUCAUUCUGGGGAGAAGCCAUACAAGUGUCAUGAGUGUGACAAAGCGUUUAUCGUGCGUUCGAGCCUCACUUCCCAUCAGGUAAUCCAUACAGGAGAGACAGAACAUAAAUGUGACGUGUGUGGCAAGGGCUUCAGUCAAAAUUCACACCUCGUGACUCACUGUAGAGUUCACACUGGAGAGAAGCCUUACAAAUGUAAUGUGUGCAGCAAAGCAUUUAGUGUGCGAUCAGGCUUAACUUCCCAUCAGGUAAUCCAUACAGGAGAGAAACCACAUAAAUGUAACGUAUGUGGCAGGGGCUUCAGACAGACUUACCACCUAGUGAAUCACCAGAGGACUCAUACAGGAGAAAAGCCUUUCAAGUGUAACGAAUGUGGCAAAACAUUUAGCGUGCAGUCAACCUUAACUUCCCAUCAGGUCAUCCAUACGGGAGAGAAACCACAUAAAUGCGCCGUGUGUGGCAAGGGCUUCAGACAAAGUUCACAACUCGUGACUCACCGUAGGAUUCAUACUGGAGAGAAACCUUACAAAUGUAAUGAGUGUAACAAAGCAUUUAGUAUGCGAUCAACCUUAACUUCCCAUCAGGUAAUCCAUACAGGAGAGAAACCAUUUAAAUGUGAAGUAUGUGGAAAAUUCUUCAGUUACAGGUCUCACCUUGUGUAUCAUCGGAGAAUUCAUACUGGAGAGAAAACUUCACAGAUGACUUGAUUGUGGCAAAGCCUUUAUUUUGCGUUCAGGCCUAUCUUACCAUCAGGUAAUCCACACUGGUGAGAGACAUUACAAAUGUAAUCAGUGUUGCAAGGCUUUUAGAAGGUGUUCACUCCUUAGGCUUCAUGA